Messenger RNA from Anopheles merus, 1784 nucleotides. Its product is annotated as GILT-like protein 1. Gene Ontology annotation, molecular function: oxidoreductase activity, acting on a sulfur group of donors, disulfide as acceptor. Bases 672 to 1385 code for a protein of 237 amino acids. The transcript has 2 exons. NCBI's taxonomy places the organism in Eukaryota, Metazoa, Arthropoda, Insecta, Diptera, Culicidae. The record is from RefSeq and is a predicted model, not a curated record.
CAUUUUCCCACCGCCCCUUCCCACUCCGACGACAACACACAUCGUCUCCUCCAUUAGGAUAUUUGAUAAGAUUGGUUUGAUAAAAAGAAGCACCCUCAACACGAUACGCUCGCUUUGUACAGGUUGGUGCUGUUUUAACGGUCCAUUUCUUCCUUUGGUGGAGGGUGGCAUUUCUUCUGUUUUUGCUUUAGUUUGCUUCCACAACGCAACCAAACACAACCGAAAUCCUUUGCGAGUUUCAUUUACAAAACAGACAACACAAAAGCGCCCCUUAGUGUGUUGUUUACCAUUGGUGGCUCUGAUAAAAUAGUGAGGCCGUUUUUUCAUGGCUGCUAGUGCAUUCCGUCUGUGGUGGUGUGUGCCAUUCGUCACAGUCAAUUUAAUCUGAACCAAACAUAAUCAAAAGUGAACAACAAAAAACCGGAACGGUUAAAACGGGUGGGAUUUUCCCUCUGACUGGCGCCCACCACCGCUUUUGUACACAUCAUCAGCAGCAGCGUCAGCAAAUCGCCAUCGCGUUCCAGGCGUCGCCAUUAAUUUCGAUGAUACAGUGAUUAGCCGGCUUGUUCGCCAGCAUAGCAGAAAAAACCGCGUGUUUGCACCUGUGACUGGCUGUGACGACUCUUCAUAUCAGCCGAAGCAAGAGCUUGCCCUCUAUCCCGCCAGUCAUCAUGUUCCAGAAGCGGCAGUUGCGCAUCAUCUACCUGGUGAUUUUGAUCAUCGUACUGGUGCUGGUCUACAAAAGCUUCACCCAGCACGGACCGCCGGCCGCUGAGGGCGACGUGGAGCAAACGUCGGGUGGCAAUGAGGCGAUGCUCAAACCAAGCGCACCGGUUUUAGUCGUGGUGUACUAUGAGGCACUCUGUCCGGAUUCGAAAAACUUUGUCCUCCACCAGCUGCAGCCCGCGUUCGAUAGAGCGCCGGAGCUGAUGGAUAUAGAGUUUGUCCCGUUCGGAAAAGCAUCGUGGACGACCAAAUCGGACGGAUCGCUCGAGUUCGACUGCCAGCACGGGCCGAUCGAGUGCGAAGGGAACACGAUACACGCCUGCGUCGUGGAAGCCGUCCGGGAGCCGCGCACCCGGCUCGCCAUGGUGGCGUGCAUGAUCCAGAACAACAUCAUGCCGCGCGACAUAUUCUAUCGCUGUGCCAAGGAGCACGGGGUGGAGAUCGAAUCGAUCAAAAAGUGCUUCGACAGCCCGCACGGUGCGGAGCUGCUGAAGGUGCACGGCGAGGCAACGCACGCCCUUCGACCGGCCGUUUCGUUCAUACCGACCGUUACGCUCGAUGGGGCACAGUACGUCCAGAAGUCGAUCCUGAAGGAUCUGUUCGGCAACGUGUGCCAGGUGGUGGCGGGUCGUGGCCCGAAGCCGGACGUGUGCAAAUGAUAGCAGCUAGUGCUGCACUUCCUGGCGCGCUACCUACAGUCGGAGGUGCUGGACGAGGUGCGCCAGCUACCGGGGCAGUUGCGACGCGGAUUGUUUUGGCUGUUGAACUAAGCUGCUACUGCCAGCAAUGAAAUAUCCUUAAAUCAAGUCCAUCCAAUCGUUGAAAACUUACGGUCAGGUUUCUUUCCAAGAGGGGCUCCUCAGAGUCGCGAGGGGAUGAAAGUCAUCCUUCGUUCCAGUAAUCCGUUCCCUGAACCAUCUCUCUUUUGUAAUUAAUUUUCUCCUUCUGUGCUUCCUACCCCACUACAUUGGGUCAAAACAUAAAGCACAUACUACCGCUGGCUGCUGAAAUUAUAAAUAGGUAAUCGAAAACACAACAAACAAACAAACCAAACAGUA